Messenger RNA from Colletotrichum tamarilloi, 342 nucleotides. RefSeq lists its product as uncharacterized. The transcript has a single exon. The coding region runs from base 1 to 342 and encodes 113 amino acids. The record is from RefSeq and is a predicted model, not a curated record. NCBI's taxonomy places the organism in Eukaryota, Fungi, Ascomycota, Sordariomycetes, Glomerellales, Glomerellaceae.
AUGCUGCAGGCGGCAGACGAUUUGGAGCGCCGUCGCAACGGGAAGGGAGGCCUGGCUUGUCUGGCACCCCGGAUUGUCGACGGCCUUGACUGGCUGGCGACGGCUGCCGUGGCAGAAAGAAACAUAUGUACAAUGACCUGGAGCAUGGCUUGGCUUUUCCUGGCGCUGGCAGCCUGCAUGCAUUCCGCUGGUUUCGCAGUACGCGGCAGUCAUGUCGAAGUUGGAGCUGUCCUCGCCCAGCCGCUGGGCGAGCUGUACUUGUCGACCACGUACCCCCAGGGCGGUGUGGCGACUAACGACGCAUCCAAGUGGAUCAUACUUUCCAAGGACGGUUGGUACUGA